AUGUGCCAGGAUCACACAGAGUCUGGGGCCCUCACUUUCCUCCCACCAGAUGAUGCUCAGGCUGGGAAGGCACCGAGACCGCAGCAGAGUUGGCCAGGGGGCAGUGAGAGGAGGGGAGGUGGGUGGGGCAGGGCUGGGGCACUGGAGGAGCAGGUUAGGCGGGGCCUGUCAGCCCAGGGGCACCCCAGGACUCAAACCUACAGCCGACCCCGCUCUCCUAGGCCUCACUGCAGCUGUGGGAAGGGGAAGCAUGGAGCCCUCCCUCAAGGUCAGUGCAGCACCUGGCUUCAGCUCACGACAGUGACCAUCCCCUGCUGCCACCAUUGCAGUCACUGCCCUGGUGGGCAGCCUGGACCCCAGCUCCACUGCACAUGGACGGUGUGGCCUUGGGCAGUGCUGAGCUCGGCCUCACGGGCCUGUGGGGAAGGUCACAGGAGGUCCACGUGCCAGGCCCGGCUUUAAUGCACAGGGUUACCACCACUGCAAGGUUGCCUGCCCCGUCUUGUACCCGGCCGUCCAUGCCCUCAUCUCAGGGGGCAGGACAAUGGCAAGUGGGACUCAGAGGGGAGAGAGAGGACAGAGUCCCCUGAAGCCCUAUCCCCAGGACCAGUGCCAAGAGAGACCUCAGAGGAGGGACCUGGGAGUGGCUGGUUCCAGUCCCCACACUCUGAUGGGAAAGCUGACCCCGGGUGA
Molecule: messenger RNA, 693 nt
Organism: Mandrillus leucophaeus (drill)
Lineage: Eukaryota; Metazoa; Chordata; Mammalia; Primates; Cercopithecidae
Source: RefSeq, a predicted model, not a curated record